This is a messenger RNA of Doryrhamphus excisus (bluestripe pipefish), 3248 nucleotides long. Lineage: Eukaryota; Metazoa; Chordata; Actinopteri; Syngnathiformes; Syngnathidae. The record is from RefSeq and is a predicted model, not a curated record.
AGAGACGUGGUUAUGUUCUAAUCUCCUGACAUCGCCCUAACUUCAAAACUACUUGUCAACCUACUGGAAAUUACAGGAUAUCAUUACUCAGUAUCAGUCUGACUCAUGGUGUUGUCUUCCAAAGAACACUAAACUCAUCACACACCAACUUAACACUGAGAAUUAUAAGCAUUUGCUAAACAACAGUUGACAUUACCCCCCCCCCCCCAAAAAAAAAGAAAGCAAUCAUUUAUGUUUCAGUUGAGAGCCUAAAGCAUGUUCAUGUUUUGUUGUAAUCAGACCAAAUCUCAUGCAGAAAAUAAUUUGAGGCUUGUACUGAUCAUGUCAUUCCCCACCGACUGCCUAAGUAAUGGGAUGGCUGUGUGUCCUCCUAGUAGUGACAUACUUGGAAGAACAUUACCUGAAAGACUUGAAAAAAAUCCUCUGUUCACAGUGAAGAUAAACCCUAAAAAUACACCUGCUUUAAUCUGCUUACAGGAUGUGUGCUGCCUGAUGGACCACACACACACACACACACAUACACACACACACACACACACAUACACACGCAUGCAUGGAGAGUCAGCCUUAAGAGCAACCUAAUACCUGACGGCUACAUCAUCUCCCGAGUUCGCUCAUAUGGUUUCUCGCCUGGAGGGCCUGUGCAGCCUGGACUGUUUGGCUCAGCCCUUGGACAAGAUGAGCAUGUCGAGCCGCCUCAGCCUCAACAGUUUGGGCAGGAUCUGCGGCACCAGACACAGCAGCGACGUGGUGGUUCUGGACCGGGUCAAGCGAAAGAACUCGGUCAGGCGCAUGUCGAUCAUCGAGGAUGGACAAUUAGCAGAGGUUCUCUACCUGAUCCCCAAGCAGUGCAUGAUGGAGCAGCUGCCCUUCCUAAACCCCAAUGACUAUGUCCUGUGUGAGAAGCUGGCAGCCAUACCUGCGGAUGUGACAGUGCUGCACACUCGGAACGACCUUCACCCUCAGCCACCUGCAGCCAAGAAGGUCAUCAGGUGCGUCAAAUGUGGGGAUGUCUGUAAAGGGGAGGUGCUGCGAGUCCAGUCAAGUCACUUCCACAUCAGAUGCUUCACCUGCAAAGUAUGUGGCUGCGAUUUGGCCCAGUCUGGCUUCUUCUUGAAGAACGGAGACUCCCUCUGUCCGCUGGACUACCAGAGGCUUCAUGGCACCCUCUGCAACAGCUGCGGGGGAUUUGUGGAGGGAGAGGUGAUCGCCGUCUUGGGCAAGACCUAUCACCCGGCUUGCUUUGUGUGCACUAUUUGCAAGAAACCAUUUCCGGCUGGUGACUGCGUCACCUUUAGUGGAAAAGAUCGCAUCUGUCAACGAUGUGUUAGCCCGUUGUCCCCUCCACCUACUGGCAUCAGAUAUUCAAACAACUGCAAUGGCUGUGGUCGAGACAUCAAAAACGGCCAGGCUUUGUUGGCGUUGGGGAGCCAGUGGCACCUUGGCUGCUUCAAGUGCAACAUCUGCAGAAGAAUGCUUAGUGGAGAAUACAUCAGCAAGGAUGGUGUCCCAUAUUGUGAGCGCGACUACCAGCUUCAAUUUGGCGUGCAGUGUGACGCAUGUCAAAAGUUUAUAUUGGGCAAAGUCCUGGAGGCAGGGGACAAACGCUAUCACCCAGAAUGUGCAAGAUGCAGCCGAUGUGAUAAAACCUUCACAGAAGGAGAAGAAAUGUAUCUGCAAGGAUCAACAGUGUGGCAUCCGGACUGCAGGGAAAGCAUCAGAAACAAUGACAGUUACAGGGUUAGAAGAAGAGCCAAAACACCUUGUCUUGAUUUCUUUUACCCGCCAAGUGAACUUAAGUCCACUCUGUCUUCAUCUGAAAGCUCCUGUUCGAGACCAGGCUCGUGUACACCUGGAAGUCCUGGUCGCUCCAUCUGCGCUAAAGUAGAUGAUGAGAUCAUUGAUUACCGAGACUUAGCGGCAAUUCCCAGAGUCAAGGCUAUUUAUGACAUAGAGCAUCCUGAUAUGAUGACCUAUAAGAGUGGCAACAUCAGCUCGGACAACAAAGGCAACACGCAGGGCAGACAAAGCUCUGCAGAGUCUCCAGCAAAUGUAUCAGAGACCACAGAGGAGAGCUUCGAGUUGAGAAAAAGCAUGCCCAAGUCAGCAAGCCAUGGAUCAUUCGGUGUUCAGUCGUACAGUCGUCACAGCUACACGCCCACCAGAUCGCCACAGCACUUUCACCGGCCCGGCCCUUUAUUUUCUGCCAAAGACACAUUGCCCUCUCCUUCUUCCCGUCAAAGCUUACUCCCUGACAACAAAGACCAAGGUUUCAACAUGUACAGAAGGCCUCCGAUUUACAAACAGCAAGAUCCAAAUUCCUCCCAAACAUCCUCUUUGCCUGGAUACGGCUGCAAUGGCCUCAAUCCGCCACAAUCAACUGAUUUCAUUCUAAGCAGUGGUGACACAUUAAGAGAUUUCAAGGUCAGUGAGAGGUUGGGUGCGCCAUCAAGUAUUAAUGCCACCAACUCAACAACAAUGUGUAUCCAUAUGAGAUGCUCACGGUAACCAAUCGGGGCUGCGUGAAGCUUCCCAGAGAGGUCGACAGAACAAGACUAGAGCGUCACUUGUCUCCUGGUUCCUUCUUCGAAAUCUUUGGCAUGGCAAUACAAGAAUUUGACAGACUUCCCCUUUGGAAACGUAACGACAUGAAGAAAAAGGCCAAUCUCUUUUAAAUGCAUGUUUUUCAAUUAUUGUUUUUUUAGUAUUUAUUUAUUUAUGUUCUGUCUAAAAUAUGAUAGAUAAAAGCAAACUCAAUACAUUUAUUAUAACUUUAAUGUACAUAAAGGCACUUAUUUAAGUUAGAGAAACUCACAGUAAAAAUAUAGUACCGUGCUGGAGAUAGUGUUAUGCUUCCGGCUUACUGAUGGGGGCGCCAGAGCGGCAAAGAGCAAAUCGGGUACUGCAUGAUUCCAAAGGUUACAUUAUCUGAGCUAAAAGCUGAAUUAUAGAAAUGUUUAUUGUGCGUGUAAUGUUGUGUUAAAGAAAUCCGAGAUCUCUAAGUGCAAUGAUUAAACUAAUGCCUCAGUUUGUACUUGCCUUCAAGAAAUGGUACAAGCAAAAACGUCAGUUGGUGAUAUCUUUUAUGAAAUUGGCCACUGUAUUUGGAGAAAAGUGAAGAAACUAGGAUAUAAAUUACAAAAGCUUAUCUAAUACUGUAUUGUAUUAGUGAAAGAGUUUUAUAAAUAAGCAAAACUAAUGAUUUAUGUUUCACAUUAACCCCACACGCCAUAAAUAAAAAUAAGUGG